AUGACUACUGUUCCAAAAGCUACUUAUUCGACUCGAAAAUGGAUUGGAGUUGCUUUGAUAUUCAUCGAAUUAUUCACUGCAAGUGCAACUAUAUAUGGAUUUUCUGCUUUGUACAACAUUUUAGCCAAUAAUAAUAUAUAUCGAAGUGAAUGUAUCCUUAAAACGGAAGAGAAUUCAAACAAAACUUUACAAACGAUUUGUCGUGAUCAAUCAAGACAAUAUGAAAAUGCAGCGACUUUAGGAAUUGCGAUAUUCGAUCUAAGCGCUGUUAUUGUUGGUAUUGUUGUUGAUUCGAUGGGUGCUCGCUUUAUUAGACUAAUUGCAAUAGUUUUACAUAUUGUUGGAUGGUUCGCUUUAGCUUUAGUACAGCCAGAUCGAGACUAUUUAAUAUACGUUCAUACUGCAUGUACAUCAUUAUCCGGUUCUAUGAUAACUGCAACAUCGUAUAUAUACUGUGGUUACUUUCCAAAAUCACGAGCUUUUAUAUCGUCAUUGUUUGUUGGAGUUAAUAUAGCAUCAUGUGUGUGGUAUUCAUUUUUUCAAAUGUUAAUCGAUGCUGAUCUGAUCACACUUUCAAAGAUAUCUUUCAUUUGGUUAUCAUUAGUUGGAAUAAUGUCGGUCACAUCCUUUUGGAAUUUCGAUUGGAAAUUUUCUUUAUUCAAUCUGCCGUAUAAAUUUGAUACGUCGUUGGAAGAAACAUUUACAGGAGAGAAAAUUUCUUCAAGUGAAAUGACUAUCGAUAUUAUCAAAUUAAAAUGGUAUCAACGUAUUUACAAACGUACUGGAGUUUGGAAACAUUUGACAAGUCCUCUGUACAUCUUAACAGUAUUAUAUUUAGCAAUAUUAUUUACACCAACUACGUUUUUGUCUGCUACGUGGUAUCCUUGGGUCUACUAUAUUACAAAUCAUGAUGAAUCGUUAACGGAGAAAUAUACAGUUAUUUUCAAUAUAUCGGCGGCUGCAUCUAUCAUCAUCUGUCCGAUCCAUGGAUUUCUUCUUGAUUUCCAAGCUGAUCGAAGUAAAGCACGUCUGUGGCUCAAUAUCUCAGUAUCGCAGACAAUAACAUGGAUAGUGAGUAUUAUAUCCUGUAUUUUAUGUAUGUUUGUGACAACAAAUGUUAUAAUUGUUGCUCUCAUUUUCAAUGGUAUUGCUCAUGCAACAAUCGAGGCUGGUAAUAUAGCAAUUAUAGCAAGCUGUUUUCCUUCAGAAUAUCUCGGCACGCUAACUGGUGUCAUGUGGACGGUAGCUGGUCUCAUUACUUUGAUUCAAUAUGGACUCAAUGAAUUAACAUACGAUAUACCUAUGUCUUGGAGGGCUUGGCUCAUUUUGGCUGCGUUGAUUACAUUGAUGUUAUGUCAUGUGGUACAAGUAUGGAGGAGAUAUGCCAACGAACUCAAACAUCAAAUGUCACGUUCCCAAAAGCGAAGCGAAAAAGUGCACAAUGACAAUGUAAUUAUUUCAAGACUGUGA
This is a messenger RNA of Adineta ricciae, 1470 nucleotides long. The record is from the annotation of a GenBank genome assembly. Lineage: Eukaryota; Metazoa; Rotifera; Eurotatoria; Adinetida; Adinetidae.